AUGGGGGAGACGGGCUGGUCACUCAACUUACUGCUGAGGGAAGAGCUGCAAGGACCACACACGGUAGGGCCUGUGGAGAAAUCCCUGCAGGUGACCAUGGUUGGUGUGCCUGAGCUAGCCAAGGUGGAGACCAUCACAGAUUGGUUGGUUCCCGAGACCAAGAAAAAGCAUAGAAUCAGUGAAUUGUGGUUGGCCACUGAGAUUGACCAAAGGAAACUCAGUCCCACCAGGGUCCAAGAAUGCAAAUAUGAGGAGUUCGACCUUCCAAAACAUGACCAGAUGAUCCUACCACCACACUGGGAACUGAGGAAGAAAAUGUCCAACCAAAGCACUGUGACUGAGUUCCUGCUCCUGGGCUUCUCUGACGUCCGGGAGCUGCAGGUUUUGCACUUUGUGGUGUUUCUAGUGAUGUACCUGGCAGCCGUGGUGGGGAACCUUCUCACCAUGGUAGCCAUCAUCCUUGACCAUCAACUUCACACCCCCAUGUACUUCUUCCUGGCAAACCUGUCCAUCCUGGACCUCGGAUCCAUCUCUGUCAGCGUCCCCAAAUCCAUGGCCAAUUCCCUCCUGGACACCAGGUCGAUUUCCUACUCUGCUUGUGUCGCCCAAGUCUUUCUCUAUGUCGUCUUCACAUCAACUGAUUUUGCCCUUCUCACCGUCAUGGCCUACGAUCGACACGUCGCCAUCUGCCACCCACUGCACUACGAGCGAGUGAUGAACAGGAGAGCUUGUAUCCACAUGGCCGCCAGUUCCUGGCUCGCUGCUAUUGUCUACUCUGCCCUGCACACCGGGAACACCUUGCGGUUACCCUUCUGCCAGUCCAACAUCCUCAACCAGUUCUUCUGUGAAAUCCCCCAGCUCCUCAAGCUGGCCUGCUCCAGCUCCUACCACAUUGAAAUUGGGGUUAUUGGCUUUGGUUUCGUGUUAUGUUUUACCUGCUUUCUCUUCAUCAUUGUGUCGUACGUCCAGAUCUUCAGAGCGGUGCUGAGAAUCCCCUCGCAGCAGAGCCGGCACAAAGCCUUCUCCACCUGCCUCCCCCACCUCACAGUGGUCUCCUUGUUCCUUUGUACUGUGUCCUUUGCCUUCCUGAAGCCCUCCUCCAGCUCUCCAUCAGGCCUGGAUCUCGCGAUGGGUGUUCUCUACGCCGUGGUGCCUCCCAUGCUGAAUCCGGUCGUCUACAGCCUGAGGAACAAGGAGCUCAAAGCUGCCUUGAAGAAACUCUUUGCACCACACACUGAACUGAGAAAAAAAAUGUCCAACGGAAGCACCGUGACCGAGUUCCUGCUCCUGGGCUUCUCUGACGUCCGGGAGCUGCAGGUUUUGCAAUUUGUAGUGUUUCUAGUGAUGUACCUGACAACCCUGGUGGGGAACCUUCUCAUCAUCUCAGCCAUCAUCCUUAACCAUCAUCUUCACACCCCCAUGUACUUCUUCCUGGCAAACCUGUCCAUCCUGGACCUCGGCUCCGUCUCAGUCACCAUCCCCAAAUCCAUGGUCAACUCCCUCCUGGACACCAGGUCCAUUUCCUACCUGGCCUGUGUCGCCCAAGUCUUUCUCUUUGUCGACUUCACAUCAACUGAUUUUGCCCUUCUCACCAUCAUGGCCUACGACCGACACGUCGCCAUCUGCCACCCGCUGCACUACGAGAGAGUGAUGAACAGGAGAUCUUGUGUCCACAUGGCCAUUAGUGCCUGGAUCACUACUGCGAUCUACUCUGCCAUACACACCGGGUACACCUUCCGGUUACCCUUCUGCCACUCCAAUGUAAUUGACCAGUUCUUCUGUGAUAUCCCCCAGCUCCUCAAGCUGGCCUGUUCCAGCUCCUACCGCAGUGAAAUUGGGGUUAUUGGCUUUGGUGUCUUGUUAUAUUUAACCUGCUUUCUCUUCAUCAUUGUGUCUUACGUCCAGAUCUUCAGAGCGGUGCUGAGAAUCCCCUCGGAGCAGGGCCGGCACAAAGCCUUCUCCACCUGCCUCCCCCACCUCACUGUGGUCUCUUUGUUACUUUGCACUGGGUCCUUUGCCUACCUGAAACCCCCCUCCAGCUCUCCGUCAGCCCUGGAUCUGGUGUUGGGUGUUCUCUAUGCCGUAGCCCCUCCCAUGAUGAACCCUGUCAUCUACAGCCUGAGGAACAAGGAGCUCAAGGCUGCCCUGAAGAAACUCUUUAUGGGAAGGUUAUUCUCCAAGAGUUGA
Molecule: messenger RNA, 2187 nt
Organism: Pelodiscus sinensis (Chinese soft-shelled turtle)
Lineage: Eukaryota; Metazoa; Chordata; Testudines; Trionychidae
Source: RefSeq, a predicted model, not a curated record